This is a messenger RNA of Lymnaea stagnalis (great pond snail), 8937 nucleotides long. NCBI's taxonomy places the organism in Eukaryota, Metazoa, Mollusca, Gastropoda, Lymnaeidae. The record is from the annotation of a GenBank genome assembly.
AUUACCAGAAAAAAAAAAUGUCUUGAUGGGAGGUAACUCAUACUGACUACGAAAUUUGGAUUUAUUCACCAUAAACUUAUGUAUGUUGAAAAAGUUCACUAACCACAAAAAUACACCGAAAGUCUGUGCCUAAACAUAAUUAGCACUGGAAACAUCAGAAGUAACGAUUAAAAGGAUAGCGUAAUGACACACACGUAUUAUAGUGUAUUAUUACUGUUAUCAGGAACUUUUGUGUCUGGACUUUUCGGUAAGUUGUUUUUAUUUACCUAUUUACUAGUCAUCAACUAUUAAUAAUUAAUAAUUAACUACUAUAGUAUAGACUAGUUACGACUAGUAAUUUACUAGUACUAGUAUAUACUAUAUCAUGUAAAUGUCUUGUACUGAAAUGUACUGUAAUGUAACAGUAACAGGUAUGAUGUGUAUGAAUUCUUAUACAAUCAGAAAAAUUCAAUAAAUUACUAGUCACGAUUUGUAUCAUCAAUGUUAAUGUUUACUGGAUUGUUACAAUAAUUUGAAAAAUGUUAUUUACUAUUUUAGGCCUAAUGCCUAAUGAAUGCAGCAAGUCAUUCCUAAUUCCAAGGCCCAAGGUCUAGGUCUAACUCUAACCAUAACCAUUAUAAUAUUAUAAUUAUAGCCAUAAUUGCCAUAAUAGUAGUAUUAAAAUUAAAUUAAUUUUAAAUUUAUAAAGUAUGUUAUAUGAUAAUGAUAUAUAAUAUAUAUGUAACAUGUAAAUGUAAGUAAUGUAGUACUAGUAGUAUGUAGUAAUAAUAAUAAUAAUAAUAAUAAAGUUUAUUUGAAAAACACGCUUCAUCCCCAAAAGCUCGAAGCGCUGUACAAAGUCAACCAUAUUAAAUAAAAAGAGAAAUACAAACAAUCUAAAAUUUACCACAUUUAAAAUCAGACACAACAAUAUAAAGCUACAUACGAGCAUACCCAGUCAAAGUCUUUCAUCCCGUUUCAACCAUACGCAACACAAGCCAAUAUCAAUAUACAUUAUCAUUAACUGAAAAAGAUGGUAGAUAGCAUCACCCCAGGUGUUUGCAAAAUAGAUGUGUUUUUAAAUCGGUUCUAAAGGACUCCAGUGUCUGGCUGUUUCUGAGAGCGACUGGAAGUGCGUUUCUAAUUGUUGGGCCGUCAAAUGCAAAAGUGCGCUUUCCGUAAGUCUCAAGGCGAACACACAGUAUCGAUAUUUUGCCACUAUCUUAAUAGUAAUGAGUAAUGACAAUGCUUCUAACAAUGCCAAUUACAACUAUCUUUGAUUUUAGUUUGAGAAAUAUUUAUCUGCUAUACUAUGUAAUAUCCACCUACUCGUUUAGUUGUAAAACAUGACCUUGAAUUUACAACAAAAAAUCUAUAGUCUAUGCAUACCAUUUUAAAUUUAUUUAUGUUAACUGAAUUUAAUAUAUUGCCAUCUCAUUAACAAUUCAACCAAACUUUUGCGUCGUUUUUCUACUAAAUAUAUUAUUGGAACAUCGUUAAACAAAGAAUUAUUUUAUUUAAAUUUAAAGAAACAUCUCUUAACCAUUUUUCACGCUUGUAAUAACCUUAAGUGUUUUGUUAAAAAGAAAUGUUAUAAUUAAUCUCAUAAAUAUACACCUAUUUUACUUUUCGCAAAGUAAAAACAAAAGCAUUUCCAUUUUUUGAAAGAAAAUCAUAACCCAUCUUUGUUCAAGCCCAUGCAAUGAACUGUAAAGGAAAAAAUAUAACUCUAUUUUUAAAAUUAAAUUUCAUGUGAGUAAAAUUAUUUGGUUUUGAUAUUUUAAAAAAAUUUUCUUAAUUGGUAAACAUAUAUUUAUUUGUAAAAAGAUAACAAAACACCUCUUUUUCACGACUAUCAUUGUACUAUCAUUGGAUUUAAAUAUAUUGUCAUCCAUCUAUAAAUGUACACAACCCUAACCCUGAUAUCACUUAUUUAUGGAAACUAAGAAGAAGGUUAAUUAUUUUUUCAAAUUUUUACUUUAUUCUGAGGCGUAUCUUGUGUUGGCUGUGACAAAAUGAAAGUGUCAAAUCCCCCUCCUCCACAUUUUUAAUAAAAAUGACUAAAAUAUUCCACAGGAUGGUAGCCCCCCGCCCCUCCAUACGAAACCACAUAUUUUUUGCUUGUCCCUGAACUUAAUUAAAAUUCUAAAAUUUCCUUUUACCACACAUUGUUUUAUAUUUUCUAAAUAAAAAUAUUUAAAUCUAAUUCUACGCAUAAUUUCCAUAUAUUAUCGAUUAUUGUUAUUUUUUUUAACAUUAAAAACUAUGCCAAAGUUCAAAUAUGUCACAUAAUUGGGUUUUGAGAUAUUAUUGUCAUCAAAAUGAACCAAUUGUAACUUCAUAUGAUUUGCUCUUAAUUGGAUGAGUGAUAAGUGACUUUUCAAAUUGCUUGUGAACCCUAAUCAUGGUAGGCUGGAACUGAGAAACUGCUAUAAAUGAGCAAUGCCUGUACACCAUUAUGCACAUAUCAUGUACAACAUCAUAAGAUAAGGCUAAUGGGAUUUUCUGGGCAGGUUAUACAAAGUUCUGUCUUAUAAAAUACCGAUAAUAGUAAAUACCCGGUAUUAUGGCUUAUUAUUUAUUAAAAAAAUAUUGAUGAAUAUUAAAUGAUAGCGUUUGCAUUUUUCAUUAUUCUAUUGGCUUAUGUUAUGUAUAUAAAAGUAUAAUUUCAGAAAAGGUAACUUUUAAAUUCUAUUGUAACCAGAAAUAUAUAUAUUGUGUGUUAAAGUAAUCCACAGCCAUAUGUUUUUCUUUUUGUUAUUAAUUCAAAGAAAAAAAUCAGGUGAAAUUAAGAGUAAACUUACCCCACAAUAAAAAUAAAUCGAUAUACACUAAGACUUGAAAAGAAUAAAUUCCGGAACAUUUAGACAGUUUGUGAAAAAAUAAAAUCUGAAACAUAUGGUGGCAAUUGAAAUAUGAACAUUUUAUGUGUCACACAGGAUAAUGCUAUUAAAUAUGGUCAAUAAUGUAGGUCUAAGUUAAAUAGGGGACUACAUUCAGUAGGUACCAUUCAUAUUAAAGGUUGUGAGCAAAAUCAGUCUAAAAGUGUAAAAAAUAAAAGUAUCAAAGCUUCUGCUUUGGAUUUUCUAGGAUUGAUUUUAAGUACAUUUUUUACAAUUGUAAUUAGAUGAAAGUGUAAAUCUUCAACAGGUGCAAAGGCUAGCUCAUGUCCUCAACAUGUAAUGCAAGUUUCCAGAGGUCACACUUCAGUAUACAAUCAUGUUUGUUACCUUUUUGUUGAUGAAGAAAUUUACUGGACACCAGCCAGAGACAGGUGCUGGAAUCUGGGUGGAGAGAUGCUCUCCAUUGAAAAUGAAGAGACCAUGACCCACAUACAGAGCAAGCUGAAUUCACCAGAGCUGGGUUGGAGACGGAAUGGGGUGUGGCUGGGAGCAAAAAAUAAAGCUGGAAGAUGGAGAUGGACCAAUGGUUAGUUGCAAUACGGUACUACUCUCUGACCAUUGCUAGAAUAGGACUGUAAUAAUUUCUGUAAUAAUAACAAGAGUCAGGUAAUGUAAAAUAAUAAUAAUAUGUAAAUAUACAGCGAAACAUAAUCAGUGAAAAAAUUUGAAAUGAGCAUCAUUCUUUACAGGCCUUUUAAAAAAAAAAAUAGUCCAUUUUGAUUGAUUUACAAGUUCCAAAAGAGACUUCCUUAGCAAAUUGUUUUAUUAUUUAAAGGACGACCUAUGGAAUAUACUAAUUGGGCCAUGGGACAGCCAAGCCAAGUCUUGGGGCCUCUGUCAGUGGAAGAUUGCACACAAAUGCGCAGUGAGGAUAAUUGGAAAUGGCAUGAUCAUAUCUGUGGCUCAUUGAGAUAUCACUACAAUUAUAUUUGUCAAUUUCGUAAGUACUGGACGUGCUUUGUCUUGAUUUUAUUGCCGUUUUCAACAGUCUUAUAUGUCUCUCAAUCUUUGUUGUUGAUGUUGUACAAAGUAUUUGAUACUUUUACUAAAUGUACUUCCAAAUUGCAUUCAAUAUUAGCCAAAAGGGCUUAAAUUGGCAGCUAAACAUGACUUGUUACCUGGAUACAGUAUAUUUAUUGUAUUACAUGCAUUAGUUCUAAACCACAGCUUGAUUUGAAUAUAGUGUCAUGUUUACCAGAUUUACAUUUUUUAUUUUCCUGUAGCCCUGAGCAAGCCAGGCGAUGGUGCUGGAAGAGUGUCUGAAUCAGCCAAGCAACAAGAUCAGGAUAAUGGGAAUGGUGAGCCUUAUUUUAAUCUACUGACUCCUCAGCAGUUUUAGGACAGUAAGGAAAACAAAGAUGAUUUUUAAUGUUUUUUAAAAAUAUGCAGCAAUUGAUUAUUUUCAUAAAUUUUCCAUUCAAAAUAGUAAUAUUUAAUAGUGAUCAAACACUGGUUAUCUCUUUGACAAACUUCAUGCUGGUAACUGUUUAUGUCAAAAUGUUUAAAUAAAAAUCCAUUCUUUAAGUUAAGCUGUACCUAACGUCAGACCGUACAGCCCCCUGGCGGUGGGGGGAGGUAGCGCAACACCGCUCCCCGGAGAGGAAGCAAAGCCGUUCAACCCAACGUCCCGUCAGAAUGACUCAAUGGGCAAAGGGGGAGACAACGUAAAAUCUCCUCCUCAAUGAGUAGAAGAUAUCUGCCCAAAUCCCUACUCGAGGCCGUGUUGCAUGGCCGGAGUCCUUAGGGACUACUGGGCCAUGUUUCAUGGCCAGGGUCCUAAGAGAUAGAAUCUCGACCCAUAAGAGUAAUGAGCUUUAUCAGUAGGCUUAGGUAUAUUAUAAAUAUACUACGGCAAUACAUCGCCAUCCCCUAGCGCCGGCCCUGGCUGGUUGGUCGGUCUUUGUACCAGCUAAUCAGAUUGCUUCUCACUUUUAUUGUUCAUCUUGCCAUCUUAAAUUGAUAUUUUACGGCGUUCUGUCAUUUGAUAUUAUUAUAUCCAUUUAUUUGGUACCUAGUGACCCCAUAAACUAUAAAUGCCUAAAAAAUAAAUGACCUUGAAAUAUGGCAAAAGGCAUAAGCAGUAUUACACAUUGAAUCUUAUUCGAAUAUGGGUAAGGACUUAUUUAAGCUUCAACAUUAUCUCAUUUGCAUAAUUGUAACCUUUCAGUUUGAUUCAUAAAGAUUGUUUAUUUCUCUUUACCCCUCUUGCUUACCAACAUAACUGGUGUCUUAAAACUUAAAAUCUGCUAACAAUUUGCACUGAAUAAACCCAUGCAAUUUCAACUAUUAAUUUAGACAUGUCAUUAAAAAAUUUUUUUAGACCAAUAUAUAAUGGUACUUAGAAAGCAACAUGUUCUAUAAUGUAAUUUUUCAUGCACUUACACAAGAUGGCACUAGGUAAAGAAGUGUAAAAUAGACUAAUUACUUUUUUAUAACCUGUAUAAGUUAAGAAAGAUAUUGUUUAAAGAAAUAAAAAGUUGACUAAAGUUUAAGGAAAUUUCAACGUUAUUUCAUAAAAUAAAUUAUAAUUGAAGAAGAAAAGAAUGGAGUUUAUUCUAUUCCUUACAAGAAUAUAUUAAAUAUCUUAAUAUUUUUAAAGUAAUUAGUUUAUUUUAAAUUUUUUUUUUUUUUGCUUUAGUAAGUACAGUGCAGGGCUUUUGAAAACGGCUCUGUCUUUUUGGCACAGACAUUCCAAAAGGGCUAUUUCUAAAGAGGGUUAAGUUGUAUUUAUUUUUGGAAUGGUUCAGUCAAUCUUAUAAAAUGACCCCAAUAAUUGAUAUUCUCUUGAUAUUUGCCAGUAUCACCAAUGACAAAAAGUUGAUUUCUUUUGUAUUUGAAAAGCUAUGGAUAGCAAAGGGUUAAGUAUAAUGAUAAGAAAACAACUAGAUCUAAAUUUCAUUCUGUUUUAUUCACAUUAAAAUUUCCACUUAUUUAACAGUUCUUAAAAUUAUUCUGAUUUCAGCCAGACUUCUUGCAAUCAUUGUUGGCUUGGGCACUGGUCUAUUGGUCGUUAUGGGACUUGUAUUUCUUAUCCUGCAUUACCGCUAUAGAAAGUCCAAACUCAAGGCUCAGGAGGGUGCAGUUCAUUACUCCAAUAACACAUACCAGAGCAACACUGCACAUUCUCAUGACCAGCAGCCACCACAAUUACCUUACUCGAGGCCUCCCUUGUCUGAUCACCAGACAGCACUUUACACAGAAGUAUGUUAUUACUGAUACCUAAAAUAGAAACUUUUGAAUUCCACUGAUUUUCAGCUUUGUAAGGUAAUUUCUACAAUAUUCGUCUGGAAUACCUUUUAAAGACUUAAGAAAUAUUUAGAUAGAUAUAGAUACUUUACUAGUCACUCACAAAGAAAAUGUAAACUUUGUUAUUAUAGUUGGUAAUUUACUUUUUCUCAGGUGGUUAAACCCAACAAUCAUCUGCACAUGGUCAGCCUGCCGGAUGUUAAAUCAAUCACACACUCACCAGAACGGUCAAGUGAACUAAGUGGUAGCCCAGUUGGAGUGGACGGGGCUUGGGGUGGCAGUGACCAAGACUUUGAUCUGAAAUCACCACUUAUCAAUGAAGGGGUCAGCAGUGACCAGGGUCAGUAUGUUGACAUGAAUGCAAUUGCAGGGGCUAAAGAUGGAGAGCAGGCUCACAAAGAGGAUAAACACAUGUACAGUAAUGUGGAUCUCAGGGACAAAGGUGUGGAGAACCACUAUGAGGUCCUGGCCUGAUGUUAUUUUUAGAACGUGUUUUGUUUUUUCUUUCUUUCUUUCUUCAAAGGUACUCCUGAAAGUUGGCAGUAGAGUUGAAAGCACGCAGUUUAAUUAAAAUUGUCAUGAAGAUAACCCAGUAUAGAACACAUCUAGUUCAAGGAUUGCUCUUAUGUGAUUUAUUAUUUUGCAAUUAUGAGAUUUAUUAUUUUGCAAUUAUGAGAAAUAUUUCUCAUUUCUCAUAAGUCAAAAGCUUUAUAAAUUGAAAUCCACCGUAUUCAGGAAUCACUGGCUUAAAACAGCAACAAAUUUAAAAUUAUUUAUGCAUAUUCAUUUCAACUUCAUCAGCUAAAGUCAAGGUGUAUUGUCCAGUAGGCAUGCAUGCUAAUGUCUAUAACAAAGUUGUAAAUGGGAUUACAUUUUUUCAACUUUUCUGGUAACUGGGGUGGCCAGUAUGUAUCUCUGUAUUUACUGUUUAGCAGAGAAUUGAAUAAUGAUGACACUGUUCCUUGUGUCUUUACUAUUUGUAUGUAUCUGGAUGAUUUCAGAAAAUUUAUACAAAGUUCAUAUAUACAAGUUAGUGCAAAAUUGUGAUACAAGUUAUACAAAAGUCCAUUAACAGUAAAACAUAAAAUGUUGCCAUGUCUUUACCAUUACCUCUAGUCACAGCUCUCUUUUUAACCCAAACCCCUCCCCACCUCUAUUCUUAUAAAAUGACUUAUGUGAGAUUGAACUUAGUUUGCCUGAACAGUUUACGUAAGUCUUAAUAUUUUUAUGCUGCUUGUUAUACUAUAUCUAUUACUGUUUGUUAGAUCUAAACUAUAUUCUAUUACUGUUUGUUAGAUCCAAUUUCUAUUUCUAGUAACGUAUGAACUUGUACAUUUGGGUCAAUAUUUUAUUCCAUCAAGUAAUAUCUAUUUUUUUCUUUCUAAGAAUUUUUUUUUUGUGAUGCAAUAAUACAAUCUUAGAUAUCUAUUUCUAGUCAUGCAAAUUUUGGUGGACAAUCUGGGUUAUGUUUGUACAACAGCUUGAGUGAACAGCAACUUAAAACAAAUAUUUUUAAGUGUUGCUCUGUUAAAAAAGCCAUUAUGACAAAGAAGAUGUUGAAAAAGCCAUUAUGACAAAGAAGAUUCAUUUGGUCAAAUAACUUAUUCAUAACAUUAGUACUUCUUAUUUUAAUCUUACACUUUACAUUUAGUCAAACUGGUUAAAUGAUGUCAAUUUGCAACAACUAAAUUUGGGUUAUGUGUCUUGAGUUGAGUGGGUUGAGUUGUUUUUUGUGUAGAUCAAGGUAUCAGAAACUCAGAUGUCCCUUAGUUUUUUUAAAUUUAAUCUUCAAAACAUAACAAUAUAUUUUAUUGUAGUCUAUUAAGAUAUUUUUUUAUUUUACAUAUCUUGUAAAAGUAUGUUUGUGAGUUAUUGACUCCGGCAUUGCAAAAUGAAAGCAGACAGGUUGUGUUGUUUUAUAAUGUCUGUGUACUGGCUACAAGGAAAUGUUAAUAAAUUUUGGAAUUAUAAUUAUUAUUUAGACAUAACUCACAUUAAAAAUAGUAGAAAAGUUAGAUUUUUAAAACUUAUAUAGAAAGUGGAUGAAUGUAAUUAUUGAAUUGAAAGAUAUUUAACAGUAAACAAUAAUGCUUUACCUUUUCUUUUAGUGUUCCUUUACAUAUCUUCCAUUUGAAAAAAUUUAUGAUAUCAUUGCCAUAGGUUCCUGAUUAAAUGGUGUAAAUAGACAUACUAUAUUUAGUUAAUGUAACUGUAAAUAAACAUGUUUAGUUGUGACUGAGAAUCCAUUGUGCAGUCUUUGAAAUAUCACACACAUAAUGUACAUUUGCAAACACAGAGGAAUACAUACACACAACAAUAUAAUAACUGAGAAACUUCUGUUGACAGUUUGAUAUCUCUUGUAAAGAAAAUAUAUUAUGAUGGGCUAUCACCUGCACAAUUGAUUUUGUUAAUAACCUGUUUUUUUACUUUAAUUAAAUUGUGUUAUAUGUACAUAAUUUUGAUACAUUUUAAUAAAUGCUUGUUUUUAAAAUAUUUUAAACAAAAAUCAAAAUAAAACUUAAGUUACUUUGUUUCAUCAACCUAGUUUUUUUUUAAUUACUAAGUGUAAUGUUGUUUUGCCCUUACAUCACUGUACAAUAAUUAUGAAGGCCAUCCUGCAUUUUGCAUGUUUAUACACUUGUCACAUUUUGCAUUUUUAUACACUUCUCAGGCAUUGAAAGUGGAGGCAUCAGGCUGGUGCCAGAACGUAGCUUCAUAACAAAUACAUCUGGACAAAUGAAGCAUCAUUAAAAUCAGCUGUUGAUUUUUUUGAUUACAUGGAAUUAAAACAGUAAAUCUUAUACUAUAC